This is a messenger RNA of Salpingoeca rosetta, 2444 nucleotides long. RefSeq lists its product as uncharacterized. The coding region runs from base 97 to 2286 and encodes 729 amino acids. The transcript has 20 exons. Gene Ontology annotation, biological process: positive regulation of kinase activity; phosphatidylinositol biosynthetic process. Gene Ontology annotation, cellular component: endosome membrane; PAS complex. NCBI's taxonomy places the organism in Eukaryota, Choanoflagellata, Craspedida, Salpingoecidae. The record is from RefSeq and is a predicted model, not a curated record.
ACAACAACAACAACAACAACAACAACACACACGCACGCACGCACACACACACACCACACACAAAACAGACACGAAGACACAAGACCACCAACGAAGAUGGAUGUGCACAACGUGCUUCCAGCCAGUGUGACCAAGCAACUUGGCGACAAGAUCUACGACAAGCGCAAGAAUGCCGCGCUGGAGGUGGAGAGGCUAGUCAAACAGAUGCUGGCCAGAAGGGAAGAAGGAAAGGUGGUUGCUGUCAUCUCCUUGCUGCGCACAGGCUUUCUCCGCCACGACAAUGCCAACAACCGCAAGGGUGGCUUGAUUGGCCUCGCAGCCACCGCGAUGGCUCUCAGCCAGUAUCUGGAGUCCAUCAGCGGCUACCUGAGCGAGCUGGUUCCUCCCAUCCUCGCCUGCUUUGGCGAUUCAGAUUCGCGCGUGCGCUACUAUGCCUGCGAGGCCAUGUACAACGUGUCCAAAGUUGCACGGCACGACAUCCUCCUCUACUUUAACGAGAUCUUCGACGAGCUGAGCAAGCUGUGCGCUGAUCCCGAUCCGAGCGUCAAGAGCGGUGCGGAGACGCUUGACCGCCUCAUCAAGGACAUUGUGACAGAACAGCCCUGCUUCGACGUCGACAAGUUCGUCCCGUUACUCAGUGAGCGCAUCUACGCCGGCAACCCAUACGUUCGCCAGUUCCUCGUCUCCUGGAUCAGCGUCCUCGACUCUGUGCCCGAAAUCGACAUGCUUGCGCAUCUGCCCAAGUACCUGAGCGGGCUGUUCAAGAUCCUGAGCGACCAGAAUCCGGAGAUUCGGCGCAUGUGCCAGGCCGUUGUCGACGAGUUCCUCCACGAAAUCAAGGAGGCGGCAGAUGUCGACUUCCCUUCAAUGCUGCAGAUCCUUUCUGCAUACUGCUCAUCAGAGGACUUUCUCAGCAAAUUCACAGCCAUCACCUGGGUCGAUGAGUUCAUUCUUCUCGCAAAGGCGGAGAUGCUGCCCCACCUCGCCACGCUCCUCGCUGCCGUCCUGCCCUGUCUCAAACACGUGGCUGACAGUGAAGGAAAGCGCAUGAGACAAAUUGCUGUGAGCGCAAACAACCGGUUCAUGAACCUCGUGCAAGAUACGGCAGAAACAGAGCUGCAAUCCGUGGACCUUCAGCCUGCGCUCCAGAUCCUCUGCGGUCUCCUGCAGAGUCAGAGCAUCCCCACGCGGUAUGCCGCACUGGAGUGGCUCGUCAUGCUCAGAACAGUCGCGCCAAAGGAGAUGUACAUGCAGGCAGAUGCGCUGACGCAGCAGCUGCUUGCCACCAUGGCCGACGACAGCCACGAGGUUGUGCGGUUGGGUGUGCAGCUCAUCUCGGCCAUGAGCGUGGUCAAGAACGACGGCAGCGAGAGCGCGUUCCAGGACAGCGCAGACACGUUCUUCGACAGGGUCAUGGUUGGUCUGCUGGAGCUAUUCAAGCAGGACAGCAUGCUGCUCUCCAAAGGCGACAGCGCAAUCAUCCGCACGCUCUGCAAACACCUGCGUCCACACCGUGUAUACGAGGCGUUUGCAGAGAUUGUCGUUUCGACAGAGGACCCCGUGUUUGCGUGGACGGUGGUGCAGAACCUCAACAUCAUUCUGCUCACCGCCGCAGAGCUGGCUGCGUUGCGGGAAGAGUUGAAAGAGCUUCAAGGCGAUGACAUUCGCGCGCUCUUCUGCCAGCUGUACCGCUGCUGGUCCCACAACCCGAUUGCCACGCUCUCGCUGUGUCUGCUGGCGCAGGUGUACGACCACGCUGCUGACUUGCUUCUCGAAUUUGGGAAACUGGACGUUACCAUGCCGUUCCUCGUCGAGGUCGAUCGCUUGAUACAGCUGCUCGAGUCGCCAAUCUUCACAUAUCUGCGACUGCAGCUGCUGCAACCACGCGCAUACGCGCACCUCAUCAAGUGCCUCUUUGGCCUCCUCAUGCUUCUUCCACAGAGCUCUGCAUACAACACGCUGAAGAACAGACUGGACUGCAUUCCCGCCAUCUCCAUCGCGCUCGGCGCCCUCGAUCAAGGGGACAGCAGUGCGGAGCUGAAGGGGAACAUUGGGCUGGAUCUUCCGUUUGAGGAGCUGCUGACGCACUUUCAUGAGAUGCAGCAGAGGCAGGCCAGCACCAAGGACCAGGGCACAGCACCAGGGGCAGCGGUUGCCGUCAUGUCCUCCUCCUCCGCCGCCGCCGCCAACACAUCCAACAACAAUGGCGGCACGACACCAAAACGCACGCAGCCGCAGCAGCAACAGCAGCAGCCGCAGCAAGGCAAGGCAUCUGACAGGAGAUAGGCGUGCCCGUUAUUACAUUUUGUUGUUGACGUUACAAGUACAUUACAUUGCAUUACACAUUGCAUGGCACCAAGACGGGGAUGUCUUUUGCUGCGUUGCUGCGCUAAGGAAGGGUGAUGGCAGCACUUGUCCAAGCGUCGAGAAUACAAUGAGCAAAG